Messenger RNA from Plasmodium berghei ANKA, 3387 nucleotides. Its product is annotated as ATP-dependent Clp protease regulatory subunit ClpC, putative. The record is from RefSeq and is a predicted model, not a curated record. NCBI's taxonomy places the organism in Eukaryota, Apicomplexa, Aconoidasida, Haemosporida, Plasmodiidae. Gene Ontology annotation, molecular function: ATP binding; ATP hydrolysis activity. The transcript has a single exon. Gene Ontology annotation, biological process: cellular response to heat. The coding region runs from base 1 to 3387 and encodes 1128 amino acids. Gene Ontology annotation, cellular component: cytoplasm.
AUGAAAGAUUAUCACAUUUUAAUUGGGAUAUUUAUGAUAUUAGGAUUUGUAUUAAAUAUAAAAAUAAGUAAAAAAGUCAGUUUUUUAAAUAAUACUUGUAACUUAAAUAAAUACAAAGAAUUCAAAAUAAAAAGAAACAAAUAUAUAAAAAUCUAUAAUAGCAAAAAUGAUAAAACUAAUAAACUUGUGUUUGAUGAAUAUGACGAAAAUUGUAUAAAGGCUUUAAUUAUGGCUAGAGAAGUUGCUAAAAAUAACAAUGAAAAUGAAGUUUUGCUUAAGCAUCUACUUGUUGCAAUAAUUAAAACAGAUUCACAUAUAAUAGAUCACAUCUUUAAAUAUUUUAACAUUUCAUUACAACAUUUUAUAAAUAAAUUUAAUACGGAAAUAGCCAAAAAUAAUUUUAAAAAAAUAGGACAAGAACCACAUGAUGAUAAUCAUAUUCAACCCCAGCAAAUAGAGUUGCAAAAAUGUAGUACUGAAAAUAAUGACCAAGAAAAAAAAUUCAUAAAUAAUAUAAUUGAUAAGAAAAUAAAAAACGAAGAAUAUAAUAAUGUUGUUCUAAACAAAUUAGAUAAAGAAUCAACCAAAGAUAAUAAUACUGAAUUAACUAGUAACGAAAAUUAUGAAUCUGAAAAAAUUACAGAUAUAUUAAGUAACUAUAAUAAUAAUAAUAAAAUGGAGAAAAAUGAUAUAGAUACUGAAUCGAUAACACAUCAAAACGAAGAAGAAAAACAAAAUGAUGAAAUAUUUUUAGUUAAUAAUAAUAGUGUCAAACGAAAUAGCCAAAAAGAAUUAAAAUUGAAUAAGGAAAUAAAAUUUUCAGAAAAUUGCAAAUUAGUUCUUCAAAAUGCUAUUUUAGAAGCAAAAAAAAAAAAAAAAAUUAUUGUUAAUCUUACUGAUAUAUUAAUAUCUAUGAUUAAUAUUGCUCAGGAAAAUAAGGAAUGCGAUUUUGUAAAAUAUUUAAAUGAACUUAAUAUAAGUUUAAGUGAUUUAAAAAAACAGGUGAAUAAUUAUGACGAAAAUAAUUUGAACUCAAAUCUUAUUCAUUAUUCGAUUAUCAAAAAUACAAUUCAAAAUCAUGGAGAAAAUAAUAAUGAACAUCAAGUUGGAAAUAAAAAUUUGAAUCAUUAUUCUGAUAAACAAAAUAGAAAUAUGCCUGACCAAUCAAACAAUAUCAUAAACAAUAUGAAUAACGAAUAUAUAAAUCAAGAAAAAUAUUUCAAAAAUAAUGAUGACAAUAAUUUUACACAAAAUAAUAAAUUUAUAUCUUCAAUAAUUACAAAAGAUUGCUUAAUUGAUAUGAUACAACGAGCAUUUGAAAAAAGGUUAGACAAUUUUUUUGGAAGAAAAGAUGAAAUAAAAAGAAUAAUCGAAAUAUUAGGAAGGAAAAAAAAAUCGAAUCCAUUAUUAAUUGGAGAAGCAGGAGUUGGAAAAACAGCUAUUGUUGAACAACUAGCAUAUUUAAUAUUAAAAAAUAAAGUACCAUAUCAUUUACAAAAUUGUAAAAUAUUUCAAUUAAAUCUUGGAAAUAUUGUAGCGGGAACUAAAUAUAGAGGAGAGUUUGAAGAAAAAAUGAAACAAAUAUUAGCAAACAUAAGUAAAGAUAAAAAAAAUAUUUUAUUUAUUGAUGAAAUACAUGUAAUUGUUGGAGCAGGAAGUGGAGAAGGAUCGUUAGAUGCAUCUAAUAUAUUGAAGCCAUUUUUAUCAUCAGACAAUUUACAAUGUAUUGGAACCACUACUUUUCAAGAAUAUUCAAAAUAUAUUGAAACAGAUAAAGCAUUGAGAAGAAGAUUUAAUUGUGUUAAUAUAAAACCACUUAAUAGUAAUGAAACAUAUAAACUGUUAAAAAAAAUUAAAAAUUCAUAUGAACAAUAUCAUAAUAUAUAUUAUACCAAUGAAGCUCUAAAAUCAAUUAUACUCCUUUCUGAUGAUUAUUUGCCUAGUCUGAACUUUCCAGAUAAAGCUAUUGACAUUUUAGAUGAAGCUGGAUCUUAUCAAAAAAUAAAAUAUGAAAGAUAUAUCACAAAAAAAUUAAGAAAUGAAAAUAACAUUAAGAUUGAUCCAAUUAAAGUAAAAGAAAACGUAAACACAAAUAAAACAGAUCAUACUAUAAAUACAACUUCUAACAAAAUCGACAAUAAUUCUACAAAUAUAACAUCUAAAAUUGAAUCUAAUUAUCUCAUUGAUGAUCUUCAUAUGAAAUAUGUGACAUCAGAUGUGAUAGAAAAUAUAGUAAGCAAAAAAUCGUCUAUUUCAUUUAUUAAAAAAAAUAAAAAAGAAGAAGAAAAAAUACAAAACUUAAAAGAAAAAUUAAAUAAAAUCAUAAUAGGGCAAGAAAAGGUAAUAGAUAUAUUAUCAAAAUAUUUAUUUAAAGCUAUAACAAAUAUUAAAGAUGCUAAUAAGCCAAUUGGUACACUUUUAUUAUGUGGAUCGUCUGGUGUUGGAAAAACAUUAUGUGCUCAAGUUAUUUCACAAUAUCUAUUUAAUGAUGAUAAUAUAAUUGUAAUAAAUAUGAGCGAAUAUAUAGACAAACAUUCGGUCAGUAAAUUAUUUGGUAGUUAUCCAGGUUAUGUAGGAUAUAAAGAAGGUGGUGAAUUAACUGAAUCUGUAAAGAAAAAACCGUUUUCAAUUAUACUUUUUGAUGAAAUAGAAAAGGCACAUAGUGAUGUUUUACAUGUACUAUUACAAAUUUUAGAUAAUGGAUUACUAACUGAUUCAAAAGGAAAUAAAGUUUCUUUUAAAAAUACCUUUAUAUUUAUGACCACAAAUGUCGGUUCAGAUAUUAUAACUGACUAUUUCAAGGUAUACAAUAAAAAUUAUGCAAACUUUGGUUUUAAGUAUUAUACUCAAAAAGAUAAAAUCGAAAAAGCAGAGCUUCAAAAUCCAACUAAUAGUAACACACAUAAUGAUAAAGAUAAAAUACAAACAGAUCUCGAUAUUUUCGAAGAAAAAAUAAAAACAAAUAAAUGGUAUGAUGAACUUCAACCAGAAAUUGAAGAAGAAUUAAAAAAAAAGUUUUUACCAGAAUUUUUAAAUAGAAUAGAUGAAAAAAUAUUAUUUCGUCAGUUUCUUAAGAGAGAUAUUAUACAAAUUUUAGAAAAUAUGAUUGAAGAUUUAAAAAAAAGAAUUAAAAAAAGAAAAAAACUAAAUAUAUUAAUAGAUGAUAAUAUAAUUAAAUAUAUUUGUUCUGACGAAAAUAAUAUUUAUGAUAUAAAUUUUGGAGCUAGAUCAAUUAGGAGAGCAUUAUAUAAAUAUAUAGAAGACCCUAUUGCCGCUUUUCUAAUUUCUAAUGAAUAUGACCCUAAUGACACUAUACAUUUAACCUUAUUACCUAACAAUAAAAUUCAUGUAAAACUACUAAAGCAUACUAUCACUUCGCUAUCUUAA